AAUCGAAAUAGCGAGAAGACCCUGGGGAUGAGACUGCCGUCUGGGUUCACAUAAAACUAUUCUUACCAUAACAUGUGGCUGAUCACUGAAAUUUUCGUCGUUCUGUUUAAGAUUUUAGGGACGAUUUUGGAGAGUAUUUUUCGAAAGAUUGUUCCUCCUAAAAAGAAGGAUAUUUCAGGACAAACGGUACUUAUUACAGGGGCUGGAGGAGGACUGGGGAUUCAACUAGCUAUAGCCUUUAUUAAACAAGGUGCUGCAAAGCUCAUUCUCUGGGAUAUCAAUGAAGAGGCAAAUGAAAGAACAGCAUCACAAGUGAGAGCACUCGGGAAGGAAGCUGUCACAUAUACUUGUGACUGUUGUCAAAGAGAAGAAGUCUAUAGGGUGGCAGAGUUAGUGAAGCAAGAGCAUGGAUUUGUUGACAUCCUUGUCAAUAAUGCAGGAAUAUUGAGUGGAAAGAGACUUUUGAGCCUGACUGAUGAGCAGAUUCAAAAGACAAUAGAGUUGAAUGUCCUUGCAAACUUUUGGACGACUCGAUCGUUCAUUCCUCAAAUGAUGGAGCGUAACCAUGGUAACAUUGUUACCAUCUCAUCAUCAGCAGGCAGUUUUCCUUGUGCUUAUCUGAUAGACUACUGUACUAGUAAGCAUGGAUCAGUUGGUUUCACUGAAGCUUUACAAAGAGAACUUUAUGUUCUGGGCUAUGAUGGCAUCAACACCACUCUUGUACAGCCAUUUUUCAUUGACACUGGGAUCUCUUGGUAUCCAAAAGCAAGAUUUCCUAAGCUGAAUCCAAUUCUGAAGCCAGAUUAUGCAGCAAAUAAAAUUGUGUCUGCAGUAUUACGUGAUGAAAAACAGGUUUUUCUGCCUCGUAAUUUGGCUAUUUCAUUGGCCUUAAAAGCAAUCCUUCCACUUAAAGCUCUAUACAUUUUGAAUGAUUUUCUUGGUUUGGGUAUUGAUGAGCACUAUCCACGACCAGAUGCUAAGAAGGCAAACUAAACUACAAGAAGAUGUUUGCAAACCUGCAGAAGGGGCCGCGGUUGCCAACGGGGUUGCAUGGCCAUGCAUUCAUUGGACCAUGCAAUGAAUGUGCAAUCUAGAUAAUACAUGUAGGAAGUAAAACUGUUUUUAAUCUUAUGUGGAUGCAAUUAACUUUUGUAAAAGAAAUCAUAUACGCUAUAAAUACAGGCCCACAGCUUGGGGUGUUUUGAGGGUUCAAACGACCCUCCACCUUCGUAGGAGUAUGAAAUAAUGYUUAGAGCUAUUUUAGUUUUUCAAAAAAUGGGCGGCAGAUUGGUAGAAAAACGAACUUCACCUUUUCAAGGUCCUAGCAACAGGACUGGAAUCGAGGCUGUAGCUGUUAGGUAACAAAGUUUUUGUAUAAGAUUGAUUUGUAAAGUUUUCAAUCUCUUGGAUUUUUUUGUGCUGAAAAACAGCGAUCUGGAAAACAAAGUAAAAAAUGCUUGUAUGAGUCAGACUUGAUAUGRUAAGCAUGCAUUAAUGUAAUAUUAAUGAUAAUUUA
Messenger RNA from Actinia tenebrosa (Australian red waratah sea anemone), 1516 nucleotides. RefSeq names its product epidermal retinol dehydrogenase 2. NCBI's taxonomy places the organism in Eukaryota, Metazoa, Cnidaria, Anthozoa, Actiniaria, Actiniidae. The record is from RefSeq and is a predicted model, not a curated record. Gene Ontology annotation, molecular function: oxidoreductase activity, acting on the CH-OH group of donors, NAD or NADP as acceptor.